AUGAUAAAGGUUUAUGGCGUGAUUGGUGACACUCCUGCUCUGAAUUUAAUAUUGAACCAUAAAUCACACGUUGGAUACAGCUGCUGUUGGUAUUGCCAUAUCAUAGGAACACAUAUUGGUGGCAAAAGACAAUAUUAUUAUGAUGAAAAUGUCUCGCUCAGAAGUGCUGCCGAUUUUGAAGCCGAUUCGAGAAGAGCAGAAAGCUUAGGAAAAUCCGUCAACGGGCGACAUGGAACAUCUAUUCUAAAAAAAGUUGUUGAUAUUCCAUUACCUGAUUCUAUCGUUGCUGAUUAUUUACAUACAACACUUCUUGGCCAUGCAAAAGCUGUGUGUGUUUAUUUGUACAAGCAAUACAUGCGACCUCAGGAACGUAUCCAUUUCAACAAGAAAAUUCGUGCGCAACGAUUUCCACAUUUUUUCAACCGAAAAAUUCGAACGUUCGAAGAGCCAUAUCUAAAAGCUACAGAAAUAAGAAAUAUGUUUCUAUUUUGUAUAUUACCUAUGAUUCGAGAAAUACUCCAUGUUGAUCUAGUGGCACAUCUUGCACUUUUCGUCCUUGGAAUUCGUUUGCUUCACGGUCGACCAGAGUUUGGCAAUCGAACUGCAGACAUUGCUAAUAAACUUCUGACAAUAUACUAUCGCGAUCACGAAACCUUUUACGUUGGUUUGCAAAACUUCGUGCUUCAUAUUCACAGCCAUUUCGCUGACCUUUACAAAAAGCACGGCAGCUUAUGCAACAUCAAUACCUUCUCACAAGAAGAUCUUAUGGGCGUUGUGUCAAAGUUAAAGCACGGAGCUAAUCAUUGGGCAGAUCAACUCGUCUUUUAUUUAAAUAUUGAUUUUGCAUUGAACAAUGAAGUGAAUCAUACGGAACCAACAGUUUUGAUUCGAACACCUAAGGGAGUGUUUGAUAAUACACUUAUGCCUAAUGAAUUAUGUCAGGUAGUUUCAAGUUUUACUCCUGAAAAUGCUUUUAGUCAUGUUUACAUACAUAUUUAG
This is a messenger RNA of Adineta ricciae, 999 nucleotides long. NCBI's taxonomy places the organism in Eukaryota, Metazoa, Rotifera, Eurotatoria, Adinetida, Adinetidae. The record is from the annotation of a GenBank genome assembly.